GCCCGACGUCGGACAGAAGGUCGCUGAUGGAGUCUUCGUCGGCUACGAUCACAUCCUCGCCGAAGUCGUCGUCGUCUUCUUCGGCGCGGGCGUGUGGUCCCUCGGCGGCUCGAGGCCUGGGGCUUGGUGGACGUCCAAGGGCCGGGGUUCCUGAUGUCGGCGGCCAGGAGUGGCAGGGCCAAGGGCGGCGACCUGCUGGUCUUCGUGUUCCCCAGCGAGCUGACCUUCUGCGCAGACCGCCAAGAGUCCCACAAGCAGGUGCUCACCCUCUACAACCCCUACGAGUUUGAAGUCAGCUUCAAGGUGCUGUCCAAUGCUCCUGGCAGGUACACCGUGGUGGACCCUUCUGGAGUCAUCAGUCCAAAAUGCCUCGUAGAUAUUGCCAUUCGCCAUCGGGAGGUGUGCCCUGCCAACUACGGCCACACGGACCACAUCCGGGUGCACAUGAGCCUGCCAGGGGGAGGGAGCUUGAUGGGUUGCCGGACCGUGAAGGCGACGCUGCUGCCCACCCAGCGGGUGCGGGACGCCAGUCCCAGCGGUGACGAAGAGUUUCCCGAAGGGGCGGCGCGCUUGGAGCGCUCUCGGUCCGGCAACAGGGCAGGGGCGGGCUGCCCCCCGCAGCAGGACCUCGCCGUCCCAAUCAGAGCCGCCCGUUCGCCCGUGACGCCGAGCAGUACGGUGAUUGCGGCAGCCGUGACGUGCAUGCUGGCACUGAUGCUUCCGACGGAUGGGGACCGUACCUCCCAGCUUCCCCGCUACCUCCACGUCAGCUUCAACCAGAAGCUCAUCGCGGCAUACAUCCUCGGACUGGUGACAAUGGUCAUCUUCAGGUAUUGAGCCCUGUGAAAGACAAGACGCUCCUCGCCACGAGAGCGACUUUGGGGUCCUCGGACGUGGAGGGGUGGCAGGCACAUCGAUGCAGUGUUGAGAUUGCCCCUGCCAGACUCGAUUUUAACAUUAUGUCAGACUUUUGCUUUUAAGUGCAAGAGUGUGUGUGUGAAACGCUGGACGUUUGAAGCAUUCUGUUUGUUGCUGUAAAUUAUUUCCGAGUCUUUUAAUAAACGUUUUGUACGGAAA
Molecule: messenger RNA, 1077 nt
Organism: Ixodes scapularis (black-legged tick)
Lineage: Eukaryota; Metazoa; Arthropoda; Arachnida; Ixodida; Ixodidae
Product: motile sperm domain-containing protein 1
Exons: 6
Coding region: 154-837 (227 amino acids)
Cellular component (GO): cytoplasm
Source: RefSeq, a predicted model, not a curated record